AAUCAGUAUAGCUCAGAUUAUAAAAGAUAACGCUGCUACGUAAUCGUUUUCUUCAUGCGAUAUUCAUAUUUUUUAUUACAUGUUCCAUUGUUUUCUUUAUCACAUAUUGUUGGCAAACCAUUCAGUCGCAUUGCAAGUGUAACGCCAAUUAUGGAGUCUCGUCGUCAAGCUUUACUUCUAUCUUCAUCAAAUUGCCAUGGAUAUACCUUGCUCGAGUUUGCUAAAGAAGAAAUAAGCUCAUUCUUACAGAAAAAUAAUGUGCACGAUCUAAUCUUUGUGCCUUACGCUCAAAAUGAUUUUGAUGGUUACACAUUAAAAAUAAAACAAAUUGUAAAUCCGUGGGGAUUUAAUGUAACAGGACUGCAUACAUAUCCUGAUCAGCAAGCUGCAGUUAAUUCUGCCAAAGCAAUAUUUGUUGGUGGAGGCAAUACUUUCCUCCUCCUGAAGCGUCUUUAUGAAAAGAACCUGGUCAAACUUAUCAGAAGCAGAGUUGAUGAAGGUAACCUUUUGUACAUAGGCAGUAGUGCCGGAACAAAUGUGGCUACUAAAAGUAUAAACACAACUAAUGAUAUGCCUAUUGUUUAUCCACCAACUUUUGAUGCUAUUGGAAUUGUGCCUUUUAAUAUAAACCCCCAUUAUAUUGAAAUAGAGAGUGAGACUCAUAAAGGAGAGACAAGAGACCAAAGAAUCAAUGAGUACUUGGAAGUCCAAGGUGGUCCAGUGCUUGGCUUGCGGGAAGGAUCAAUGUUACAUGUCAAUGCAUCCAAAUUAACUAUUAAAGGAACUGCUGGUGCUGUUCUCUUCAAAAAGGGCCAAGCUAAAACAGUAAUCCCAGUUGGUGAAGACGUUUCAUUCUUGUGCAAGGAUGUCAACAGUGUCAGCUAAACAAACAAACGAAUCUACAUGAAGUUCAGUGUGAUUGAUUA
Cydia amplana is the source of this 926-nucleotide messenger RNA. RefSeq names its product probable alpha-aspartyl dipeptidase. NCBI's taxonomy places the organism in Eukaryota, Metazoa, Arthropoda, Insecta, Lepidoptera, Tortricidae. The record is from RefSeq and is a predicted model, not a curated record. Gene Ontology annotation, molecular function: serine-type peptidase activity. The transcript has 3 exons. Gene Ontology annotation, biological process: proteolysis. Bases 55 to 885 code for a protein of 276 amino acids.